Dromiciops gliroides (monito del monte) is the source of this 3221-nucleotide messenger RNA. It is a transcript of the gene SESN2, whose product is annotated as sestrin 2. Gene Ontology annotation, cellular component: nucleus. The record is from RefSeq and is a predicted model, not a curated record. The coding region runs from base 317 to 1750 and encodes 477 amino acids. The transcript is spliced from 10 exons. NCBI's taxonomy places the organism in Eukaryota, Metazoa, Chordata, Mammalia, Microbiotheria, Microbiotheriidae. Gene Ontology annotation, biological process: cellular response to L-leucine; cellular response to leucine starvation; positive regulation of macroautophagy. Gene Ontology annotation, molecular function: oxidoreductase activity, acting on peroxide as acceptor; L-leucine binding.
ACCUGCGGCUGGGUAGGUCUCUGUAGCCGAGGUCGGAUCCAGAGAAGCUAGAGGCUGUCGGACUUGGGGAUGUCGGUGAGCUGUGGUAGCCAAGACGCUCUUCACUCUAGAAUCCUAAAACCUCCCGGGGCCAUUCUAGAACCUGGGACGGCCCUCGGGUAGCCACGGACCCUUCCCGUACAGAACCGUGGGGCUGUGGACAGGUGCAGAGCCCCGCCUCGCCGGGAACGUCGGCGACCCCGGGACCCGCUUGCGUGCUGCACCCCCGUGGCCGUCUCCGCGGGCCCCGCAGGGGAGGUGCGCGCUGGCUGGCACCAUGAUCGUUGCCGACGCGGAGAACUGCGCCGGAAUCCAGGGCUACAUCCCCUACGCCCAGUGCGGCGGCGCCGGGGCCGCCGAGGAACAGAAGGUAGUCCCCACUCGCAAGCUCCCCCGGGGCCCUAGUGCCUUCAUGCCAGUGGAGGAGAUCCUACAGCAGCGGCCAGAGGCCAUUGAGCAUCAGCUGGGUCUGGAGGUUUCAGCCUUUGGACGCCCAGACAAUGUCAUGCUGGUGAUGGGCCUGCACCCUGACUACCUCAACAGCUUCUGGAAGAUGCAGGGCCUGCUGUUGCGGGUGGAUGGACCCCUGCCCUGCCCCUGGAGGCACUACAUUGCCAUCAUGGCCUCUGCUAGGCACCAGUGCUCCUACCUGAUCAGCUUCCACAUGGCUGAGUUCUUGCAAGCAGGUGGAGACCCCGAGUGGCUCCUUGGUAUCCACCGAGUCCCCCAGAAACUCCGCAACCUCAAUGAGAUCAACAAGCUGCUGGCCCAUCGGCCCUGGCUCGUCACCAAGGAGCACAUUGAGGCUCUUCUGACCACCGGUGAACACAGCUGGUCUCUGGCUGAGCUCAUCCAGGCAGUCGUCUUGCUCACCCAUUAUCACUCCUUGGCAUCCUUUGUUUUUGGCUGUGGCAUCCUCCCUGAAGGGGAUCCAGAAGGCAACCCUGUCCUCCCGGUGCCCUCACCACCCAGUGGGCAGAACAGUCCUCCCAACGGAGACGCCCUUGGCACUUGUGGGGGCUUUGAUGCUGUUCGGGAAGUAGAGGCCUUGAUGGAGCGAAUGAAGGUCCUACAGGAAUGCCAGCUCCAGGAAGAGGCUGCAUCUCAGGAGGAGAUGGAGAGCCGCUUUGAGCUGGAGAAGUCUGAGAGCUUGCUGGUGGCCCCAACAAGUGACAUCCUAGAACUUACUCCAUCCCCCGAUGUCCUGUGUUUUGUGGAAGAUCCCACUUUUGGGUAUGAGGACUUCACUCGGCGAGGCACCCAGGCCCCUCCAACCUUCCGAGCCCAGGACUACACCUGGGAAGACCACGGCUACUCGCUGAUCCAGCGGCUCUACCCAGAGGUGGGGCAGCUGCUGGAUGAGAAAUUCCAGGUGGUGUACACCCUGACCUACAAUACCAUCGCCAUGCACAGCGGCGUGGACACCUCUAUGCUCCGCAGGGCCAUCUGGAACUACAUCCAUUGCGUCUUUGGCAUUAGGUAUGAUGACUAUGAUUAUGGGGAAGUGAACCAGCUCUUGGAGAGGAACCUCAAGGUCUACAUCAAAACUGUGGCCUGUUACCCAGAGAAGACAACCAAGAGGAUGUACAAUCACUUUUGGAGGCACUUCCGGCACUCUGAGAAGGUGCACGUGAACCUGCUGCUGCUAGAGGCCCGGAUGCAAGCAGCCCUCCUCUACGCCCUCCGCGCCAUUACCCGCUACAUGACCUGAUGGCGGACACCGUGGCCCUCCCAGCUCCAGACUGGACACUACUUUGGCUGGGGGUCAGCUUCCUUUCUGGUUGUCUUUUCUGACCUACAGACUAUUGGUCUCUUCCCAUAUCACAUUCCCUCUCCAUCUCACUGGCCACAGGCUAGUCUUGUCUGUGAAACCUUGGAAAUCAAGUGCCUCUGGGCCUCCCACUCUUCUCCAUCCCUUUUCCCCUUCCCAGUUGGAACCAAAAGCACCUCUCUGUCUGCUCUGGGCCCCCAGCCUGGCUGCUGAGAGGGGCAGGGACCUCCCAGGGCAUGCUCUCUCAUCCUUGCUUCACACCUUUCACCUUGGAAACGCAACCUUCUCCAUCACCAAGGUCAGGAGGAGAAGUCACUUCAAAGGGGACUGUUCUAAGCCACUGGAAGGCGGCAUGUACUGGGUUCAGUAGGCUGCAGCUCCUGCAUGAAGAGGAAACAUCACAGUCUGGGGUAGCACCUGCGCUAAACUGGGCUGACACUCCGUGGGGUUGGGGAAGCAGGGGCACUGCCAAGGCCCCUGCCCCCUAAGCCUAUUCUUCUAGCCCUGAUAGCCCAAGGAGCCUGGGCAGUCAGAGAUUAUCUGAGAGUCCCUGGAUCUGCUUUCAUGAUUCUUGUCCCCCCAGUCUUGUUUCUCUUCUCCCACUGCUGGCAGUGGGGAUCCCCAGCAGAGAUCAAGGCAGGAGGGGUAUGGGAAGAAGAUUGAUUGAUGUCAGACAAUCUUAGUUCCUUGACCAGCUUUGCCACUGGCUGGCUAGCUGUGGGACUUGAGGCUUGGCCCAUGGCCCUCUCUGAGGAUGUUUCCUCAUUUAUAAAAUGGGGAACCCUCUGGUUCCGGCAUUUAUAAUCAACUUAUACAGCCUCCACAUAGGAGCAAACCCAGAGGUCCUUAGGACCCUAAAUUCUCCCCCACCCCACUCUUCACCCCUGUGUCCCUGGGUCCAGAAACCCCCAGAAGGGCAAGAGCCAUUCCACAUUGCACUUUCUCUCAUAAGAAAACUGUGAAUUCUGUUUGCCAUCUUUCCCAAGUCUUUGUGCUCUCUUUCUCCUGGACACUUGGGAGUUGUUGAAAGUCGUCAUCCUUCAUAAAUAAGCUGCUGUUCCUGCUCCGUUCCCUCUGUGUCCCUCCCCCAAACCAUCCAUAGGACCCCCCCCCAUCCAUGCUGAGGUUCUGGCUGGGGGGGAGGAGAUGCGUGGGGGAUGGUGAGGAGAUGUGGGUCAGAUGCGCCGACUCAUCAUGCAGGUCAUGGUGAAAUCAAUGGCUGGUAUGUCAAGGCCGGGCCAUGCUAUAGACUGCCCGGCCGCAAGCCAGGACCCCAAAGAUGUAUAUUGUCCCUAUGGAUUUCACAAAGGGAAAAGGCUGGGGAGGAAAACAGUGUUUCAAUGCAGAAAUGUUUGUUACUUUGCUACAUACUCCAUAUUGACAAAUAAAAGAUUCACUAAGGUUGUUUUUC